AUGAGGCGGCAUACCCCGUCGCCAACAAGGCCGGGUCCGAUAUCUACGUCGAUACCUACGUCGAAGGGACUCCCGAGGAAGCCCGUCUGCUCCGGAAGAUCGAUUUUCAUGUUGAUGUACAUCCUGAACUACAUUGACCGAACCAACAUCGGAAAUGCCAAAUCAGGCGGAAUGGAGAAAGACCUCAACCUCACCUCUUCCGAGUACUCCCUCAUUGUCUCCAUCUUCUUCGUCUCCUACCUUCUCUUCGAGGUCCCAGCCAACAUGAUCCUCGCUCGCAGCCGACCCUCCAUCUUCCUUCCCUCCAUCAUGUUCAUCUGGGGUGCCAUGUCUAUCGGUGUCAAGGGUGUCGAAUCCCUCGGCGGUAUGGUCGCUUGGCGGUUCUGCUUGGGUAUUGCAGAGGCUGGAUUCUUCCCCGGUGUGAUGCUCUUGAUGUCAUGUUGGUACAAGCCUGCCGAGCUUUCCAAGCGCGUGGCCUUCUUCUACACUGCCUCCCUCCUCUCUGGCGCUUUCGGCGGUCUUCUCGCCGGCGGUAUCAUCACCGGUAUGGAGGGUCUCUCCGGGACUAGGGGUUGGAAGUGGCUCUUCAUCAUCGAAGGUGCUGCUACCGCUCUGGUCGCCGUCGCGGCCUUCUUUGUCCUUCCCGACUACCCCGCCACCACCAAGUGGCUCACCGAGGAGGAGAAGGCUCUUGCCAUCUCCCGCGUGUCGACUGGUCUCCAGGCCGGUGGCGAAGCCGAGAUGGACCACAAGACCGCCUUCUUCGCCUCGGUCCGGGACCCGCGCACCUGGGGCUUCCUGAUCGGCUACAACUUGAUCACCUGCGCCGGCACUAUCAGCUACUUCUUCCCUACCCUCAUGGGUGCUCUUGGAUACACUGGUUCUCAAGUCCAAUUCAUGACCGUACCCAUCUACUUUGUCGCUCUGGCCAUCGCCAUGGCUGCCGGUUUCAACGCGGACCGUACGGGACAGAAGGCCUACCAUGUCAUGGGCGCCUGCGCUGCGGGAUGUGUCUCAUUUAUCGUCUGUUCGACAGUCUCGGACUUCAAAGUCCGAUACGUUUUCAUCUGCUUCGGUGGCGCCGGGAUCUGGACAGCCGUCCCCAUCUAUUUGUCGUUUGAAGGUCGGGAGAAGCGCGCCAUCUCGAUCGCCCUCAUAAACGGCUUCGGUAACCUCGCCUCCGUCUACGGAUCGUUCCUCUGGCCCUCGUCCGACGCCCCCACCUACAAGACUGGCUUUGGCGUCACCACGGCUCUGCUCGGCAGUGCUUCCCUUCUGGCGUUCGGGCUCAAGUGGAAGUACGGGGACAGGGGUGUCAUGGGUCGGGCGGCGCAGCAGCAGUAG
Molecule: messenger RNA, 1344 nt
Organism: Dioszegia hungarica
Lineage: Eukaryota; Fungi; Basidiomycota; Tremellomycetes; Tremellales; Bulleribasidiaceae
Product: major facilitator superfamily transporter
Exons: 8
Coding region: 1-1344 (447 amino acids)
Biological process (GO): transmembrane transport
Cellular component (GO): membrane
Molecular function (GO): transmembrane transporter activity
Source: RefSeq, a predicted model, not a curated record